CUGCCGCGCUCGGUGACGGCACGGGGAUGUAGCGCGCGGUGCGGGCGGAAGCGGGUGGGAUGAUGGCUGCGGAUCAGCGGGACUCCAGCAAAUGGCUCUUCACACGAGAACAGCUCGAAAACACGCCGUCCCGCCGCUGCGGAGUCGAGCCCGAUCGCGAGCUCUCGUACCGACAGCAAGCCGCCAACCUAAUCCAGGACAUGGGCCAGAGAUUAAACGUAUCCCAGCUCACGAUUAACACAGCAAUCGUCUAUAUGCACCGGUUUUACAUGCUUAAUUCCUUUACAAAGUUCCAUAGAAAUAUAAUUUCUCCCACCACACUCUUUCUGGCUGCUAAAGUGGAGGAGCAACCAAGGAAACUUGAACACGUUAUUAAAGUAGCACAUGCUUGCCUGAACCCUCACGACCCACCGCUGGACACCAAGAGCAAUGCGUACCUCCAGCAGGCUCAAGAGCUGGUGCUGCUGGAGGCUAUAGUGCUGCAGACACUCGGGUUUGAGAUAACAAUAGAUCAUCCACACACAGAUGUGGUGAGAUGUUCCCAGCUAGUGCGAGCGAGCAAGGACUUGGCCCAGACCUCCUAUUUCAUGGCUACCAACAGUCUGCACCUGACUACCUUCUGCCUGCAGCACAAACCCACAGUGGUGGCAUGUGUCUGUAUUCACCUGGCCUGCAAGUGGUCCAAUUGGGAGAUUCCAGUCUCUUCGAAUGGGAAACAUUGGUGGGAAUAUGUAGACCGAGCUGUGACUCUGCAGCUGCUUGAUGACCUGACUCACGAGUUUCUCCAGAUCUUGGAAAAAACACCAAGCAGAUUAAAAAGAAUCAGAAACUGGCGGGCCAAUCAAGCUGCCAAGAAACCAAAACUCGACAACCAAUCUUUAGACGGUUCCUUCCAGACAACUCUGAGCCAGGACAGUUCAUUGAUGGGGAGCAUGUGUGACAUCACAGGAGGCAUGUAUUCUGAACCAUCCACCUGUUUCCCAUUGGAUGGGGCAUCGAUGUCACUCAACGGCCUGUCGGACCUGCAGAGUUCUGCUUUCAGCUUUCCUGCACCAAUUUCCCAGAGCGCAGACGCAUUUCUCUCGCUCCAGGGGGCGCAGGCGAGCAAAAACGGACACGCCUCAGCAACUCUCGCCUCUCAGAAACUCACUCUAGAGAAAUACCGUGAAAAACACGCGGCCGAAUUAGAGCAAAGACACAGACACGAAGAGGAGGAAAGCGACCAGCAUCGAAAACACGGACAUUUAUCGUCCGAACCGUCUUCGUCAAUCAGGGUAAAGUAUUCCCAACAGCAGGUACCGGAACGAUCGUUAAAGAGCGGGUCACUAAAACGGCGUCACCCUUCCUCAUUGGAAAACGGUUCUGCUAGUCAAGAAGAGCUGAAAAUGAAGAUCAAGGUUUUGUCUGAAAGUAGCAGCAGCGGUAAGAGCCGUCAUAGUCCUCGCUCGAGCCGUGAGAAACAUCGCGAACAUUCAUCGCACAAAAUGGCGAGACACGACUCGUCACACUCGCACGGUAGCCACCACCAUCACCACCAUUCAUCCAAAUCUCACCGAUCUUCCAAGAGCCACUCCUCCUCUGCCUCCGUAUCUAUCAAUCAACCUAUAGGCCACGCCCAGGUGGCAAAGAUUGACAGGAGGCUGGGGGAGGGGCAGAGUUCUGAGCCCAGUGCUGCUUUAAUAAAUAACGGUCCACACAUGGAUUAUGAAGACACUUUUAAUAUCCUUGAUUCCCUAUUAAAUGCACACAACUUCUAAACUAGCGGAAAAAC
This is a messenger RNA of Sinocyclocheilus rhinocerous, 1771 nucleotides long. RefSeq names its product cyclin-T2-like. Lineage: Eukaryota; Metazoa; Chordata; Actinopteri; Cypriniformes; Cyprinidae. The coding region runs from base 60 to 1757 and encodes 565 amino acids. The transcript has 9 exons. Gene Ontology annotation, molecular function: cyclin-dependent protein serine/threonine kinase regulator activity. Gene Ontology annotation, biological process: regulation of transcription by RNA polymerase II. The record is from RefSeq and is a predicted model, not a curated record.